GCGGCGCCUCGGUGGCAGGCUCCCCCCCCUCGGGACCGAUGGUGUCGCUGAGCGCCUGGCGCGAGCGGGUGGCGGCGGAGCUGGAUGCGACCAUCGCCUUCUGGGAGCGCCACUCGCACGACCCCCAGCACGGCGGGUUCUUCUCCUGCCUGAGCCGCGACGGCACCGUCUACGAUGAGACCAAGUACGUGUGGCUGCAGGGACGGCAGGUGUGGGUCUACUCCCGACUUUACCGGAAAAUGCCCCGUUUCCGACGCCCCGAAAUCCUGGAGGCGGCACGGGCAGGGGGGGAGUUCCUGCUGCGUUGCGCCCGGCUGGAGCCCGGCUCGCCCCGCGCCGCCUUCGCCCUGAGCCGCGACGGGCGCCCGGCGCGGGUGCAGCGCACCGUCUUCAGCGAGGUCUUCUGCGCCCUGGGCCUCGACGAGCUGGGACGGGCCGCCGAGGAGCCGCGCUACCGGGUGAGCCGGACGCCUGGGCCCCGCCGUGGGGGGUGUGUGUGUGUGGCGGGGGGGGGGAGGAUCCACCCGCCGCCUUUUCGGGGCAGAUCCCGGGGUAUUUGGUGCCUGCCGUUCCCGCGGCGGUGCUGGACGCCUGGGCCCCCCCCCCCGCCUCCUCCAACCCCCCUCCGGCAGGCGGCGGCGCGGGAGUGGAUGGCGGCGGUGGCCCGCUGGGCCCGCGAGGCCCCCGAGGAGCUGGGGCGGCCGCGGCUGGCGGGGGCCCCCCCCCACGAGGCGCUGGCGGUGCCCAUGAUGGUGCUGGGCCUGGCCGAGCAGCUCCGCGACGGCCCCGCCGACGGCGACCUGGACGAGCUGGCGGCCUGGGGCGCCCGGCGGCUCCUCGCCCACCUCCAGCGGGGCGACUCCGUCGUGCUGGAAAACGUCUCCCCGGACGGGAAGGAGCUGCCGGGCAGCAUGGGGCGGCUGAUGAACCCCGGCCACGCCAUCGAGGCGGGCUGGUUCCUGCUGCGCUUCGCCCAGCGCCGGGGCGACGAGGCGCUGGCAGCCCGCGCCAUCGCCGCCUUCGUCGAGGCGCCCCUGCGGCGCGGCUGGGACCCCCAGCACGGGGGGCUCUUCGCCUUCCUCGACGCCGACGGGCACUGUCCCACCCAGCUCGAGUGGAGCAUGAAGCUGUGGUGGCCCCACGCCGAGGCCAUGGUGGCCCUGCUGGCCGCCUACGCCCACGACCGGCGGCCCGAGCACCUGGAGGACUUCCAGCGCGUCGCCGACUACGCCUUCAGCAAGUUCCGCGACGCCGAGCACGGCGAGUGGUUCGGGUACCUCUCGCGGGAGGGCAACGUGGCGCUCACCAUCAAGGGGGGCCCGUUCAAAGGCUGCUUCCACGUGGCGCGGGCGCUGCUCAUGUGCGAGGAGAUGCUGGAGGAGCUGCUGCGGGAGGGCUGACGGCGCUGCCGCCCCCUCCCCUGGUCCCCCCCAAUAAACCGGCACGUCCCUCUG
This is a messenger RNA of Rhea pennata, 1454 nucleotides long. It is a transcript of the gene RENBP, whose product is annotated as renin binding protein. Gene Ontology annotation, biological process: carbohydrate metabolic process; N-acetylglucosamine metabolic process; N-acetylmannosamine metabolic process. The coding region runs from base 39 to 1400 and encodes 453 amino acids. Gene Ontology annotation, molecular function: peptidase inhibitor activity; N-acylglucosamine 2-epimerase activity. The record is from RefSeq and is a predicted model, not a curated record. NCBI's taxonomy places the organism in Eukaryota, Metazoa, Chordata, Aves, Rheiformes, Rheidae. The transcript is spliced from 10 exons.